Lytechinus pictus (painted urchin) is the source of this 1850-nucleotide messenger RNA. Its product is annotated as cyclin-dependent kinase 4 inhibitor C-like. Bases 742 to 1173 code for a protein of 143 amino acids. Gene Ontology annotation, cellular component: nucleus. The record is from RefSeq and is a predicted model, not a curated record. Lineage: Eukaryota; Metazoa; Echinodermata; Echinoidea; Temnopleuroida; Toxopneustidae. Gene Ontology annotation, molecular function: protein binding. The transcript has 5 exons.
CCUUUUCGAUAUCAAAGCCCGUGCUGUGUGUCGUAUGUCAACAGGGAAAAUGCUCGGUUUGAUGCAGCUCGUGCUGAGCUGUCUUCGUCACACACGAAAAUUAAAUGGUCUGAAUUGUAUGCUCGUGUGGAUUUUUUUUUCUCCAUGCGCGUGUACAAUCGAAUUCCCUGUGCUCCUCUCUCUCGACGGCAUAAGCAAUCAUAGUCGCUCCACCGUUGUAAUUACAUUUCUCCGAUAGCAUGGUGUGAUCUAUAUUCACCUGAUUUGAUUAUAUAUACAACCCCCUAUUGUGUGCAAUAUUAUAAAAGAAGUCGAUUUAUGUAGGACAAAUCUAUACCGUUUAUUCUUCUACAAAACGUCGGCGCGCAUCUUCAUCACAAGAGGAAUCCGCAUGAUGUCAAUAUCCAUUCUUCAUGGUUGAUUUGCUCAUGUCAUGCAUUGUUGAAAUAUUUUAGUCCAUGAAACCAAUGAUAAACCUGGUGAAAUAUACUAUCAACGACGCCUUGGAUAGGCAUCCGUUACAUUCCACCACGCCUAUUUGGAGACCGUGGAGUGAAUAUAAUUUUGAACGAUUUGUAUGAUACGUUGUCGAAAUCGUCGAUGAACCUGACAUAUAUUAUAUCUCGGCAUUAACGGUUCGCCCAUUAUAACCUCCAUCACUAAGAAACGACAUCGAAAUACAUAUUCAAUACUGAAGUAGCGUUCUGUUUUGUGUGUGACCAAAGAAAACAGAGUAGACAGAUGAAGAUGAUGAAGUUGGAUAUUCACGAAGCAGCUUUUACUGGGGACCCAAGAAAUACAACCGCAGCGUUGGACCAGGGUCAGGAUCCAAAGGAAAAGGAUCGAACAGGUACCACUGCUUUACACAAGGCAGCAGCGAACGGACAUGUUGAGAUUUUGGAACUUCUUGUCGCUAGAGGGGGUGAUAUCAAUCAAGCUGAUAUUACUGGAUCAACAUCGCUCCACGCUGCAGCGAGAAAUGGGCAUAUGAAAGCUGUAAAAUGGUUGGUUAACAACGGAUCUGACAUCAGAGCUAAGACUCUGAAAGGAAACACAGCCGAGGAUGUAGCAAAGACUCACAGUCAAUUUGAAGUAUCUUCUUUCUUACGAGAAUGUGGAAGAGAAAAAUUUGACUGGGAGAUCGACAGUGGGAACUUCGGCGGAAGGACAUGAUGAAUUGACACUCGGGUUGACACUCUCUCUGUUCGGCCCAGGUCUGCAUGAGGCCCAUGCCUAUAACAGCUUUUACCAAAUUCUGUCGAAUGUUUUUGUGCAGCACUAUCAAAGUGAUGUUGUAACACCCACCCCCUAAAAAAGCGGGGAAAUAAGGGGUUAUAUAGUUACUUAAUUCAGCGCACUCUUAAUUGCAAAUAUACAAAAUAACUCAUCUGUGGUGAAAGUCGUAAUGAAUUGCACUUGUGUUCUCAUCAUGUAAUAUCUUCUACCAACACGACUGAUCUUUCAUGAUUUAUCUUUAAAUUGACAAUUAUUUAAAUUCAAAUAUUUAAGAUUUAAAUCUAAACCAGGAGUUUAACGGUUCACUAUCCACAUGGCCAAUUGUGGUUCAUUUUAAAUCACUUUGAUUAGAGUGGAGUGCACAAUUAUAACCCAUUUUCUUAGAUGCUACCAAGCAACCUGAGCAAUGCAUGCAAAUACCAAUUGAAAUCUUUUAGAUAAAUUGAUUGAAUGGUUUAAUUACUGAUACAUUCUUAUAAGAAAACAAUGUGCAAGCAGCAUGACGGAGUAUAUAACAAGAUAUUCAAUCUGCCACAGAUUGAAAAAACUUUGAUUCAAAUUAUUAUUAAAAUUAUGAGGUCGAAAUAUCAAUUGGUUUGAAGGGUUACCACCCU